Effrenium voratum is the source of this 1013-nucleotide messenger RNA. Lineage: Eukaryota; Dinophyceae; Suessiales; Symbiodiniaceae. The record is from the annotation of a GenBank genome assembly.
GGGACCUGAUCCCCGGACGGGCUGACUCAACCGGCUGAAGCCGUACCAUGGCGAGUUGGCCUACAGAGCUACAGGGCUUUGUGACCUACCUGGAGUCAAAACGUGCAGGUGGGCCGAGUACGGAUGAGGUGGCCAAGAUUGAGGCCUCCCUGGAGCUCCGUCUCAGAGCCCUGGAAUCGCAGGUGGGCUCACUCAGAGACGACUUCCAAAAGACCGUAGACGAGGUGGCUAAGUUCCAGAGAUCCAGCAAUACGGCGGCGGACGCGGUGUCCUCACUGAGGGCCAUUGUGCCUGUGUCCUUGCCACGGGAUGUGAAGGACCUCAAAGAGGCAGUGAAGAAGCUGGACAUGGAGACGGUCAAGACGGAAGCACUGCUGACCAGGCUGGAGCAAAGAUUCGAAGAUGAGGUCUUGGCAAGCCAGAAGGCCUCCUCGCUGGAAGGGAAGAGUCAGCCUCAGAGCAGCUUGAGGUUGGAAGAGCUGCAGGUCCGCAUCAGGGAGGCUGAUUCGCGCGCCAACACGAGAGUGGACAUAGGCGGAUCGAGGCAGCUCAAGCAGCAGGACAGCCUGCUGCAGGUGCAAGACCAAUGUAGCCAGCUCAGCACGCGCAUGGGGAAGCUGGAGGAGAUGGUAGCGGGCCAAGGCAAGCAGCUUCUGCUGCAGGCGGAAGACCAGCGAGAGGUGCAUCAGCGACUUUUGGAGGUUCGCAAAGAAGCGCUGGAAGGUCUGACGCAGCUGGCCAGUCUGCAGGACUCGUUGCCCGAGCCCGAAAGCCUGGACUCCCGUCAAUCAGCGCGUUCUCCUUCUCCCCGGUCUUCGUCGCAAGUAGCUCCUCCACAGGAGCGGCCGAAGUCAGGCGCCGCGCGGAAAUCCGUCGGGUCACAGCUUCAUCCCAGCAAGCUGAAGUGGACAGGCCCUGCCCUGACGCGCGCGACCUCGGGGUCCAGCUAUCCACGGUAUGUAAACCCGUGAAGGGUUGCUUCUGAGAGUGCCAGCCACGAAACGGCAAGCGCA